This is a messenger RNA of Symbiodinium sp. CCMP2456, 2625 nucleotides long. The record is from the annotation of a GenBank genome assembly. Lineage: Eukaryota; Dinophyceae; Suessiales; Symbiodiniaceae.
AUGUUGAAAAACAUCGAUCCGAUCCUGAGUCCCGAUCUGCUGCGGGUGCUCGCGGCCAUGGGGCAUGGCGACGACCUCGUCGUUGUCGACGCCAACUUCCCGGCGGAUUCCGUCGCGCGGCAGACGGUGGUGGGCAAGCUGGUGCGGCUCGACGGCGUCGAUGCGGUGCAGGCGGUCAGCGCCAUCCUCUCGGUGUUCCCGCUCGACAGUUUCGUCGAGGCGCCGGCCCGGCGUAUGGAAAUCGUCGGCGCGCCCGAUGAGAUCCCGGAGGUCCAGCAGGAGGUGCAGCGGGAGAUCGACGAUGCUGAGGGUCAGGCCCUGCCCAUGGCCUCCGUCGAGCGCUUCGCCUUCUACGAGGAGGCGAAAAAGGCCUAUGCCGUGGUCGCCACGACGGAGGGGCGGGCCUACGGCUGCUUCCUGCUGAAGAAAGGUGAGCCAGGCAUGGCGCGGCCCCUCGGUGAGGACGCCGCCCUUGCGGAUGUAGCUCAGAUCGUGGCGGCCAUCGGCGGUCUCCAUCAGAUAGCCAACCAUGUGAUGGGCCGCGAAGCCCAGGCAGGGCUCUGCGACCACCUCGUAGAGCAGGCCGUGGCCGUGAUCCUCCAAGACGCGCCAGGUAAGGGCGCCGGGGCAGCUCACCUGGAACUGGCCCAGGCGCCGGUCCAGCAGCCUGCGCAGGCUGCCCUCGCCGGGACCCUUGCCGUUCCAGGACCUCAGGGCGACGCGCUGCGUCCAACCAUCCAGGGAUUCGUCGCGCCGCAGCCAGAGGCGGGAUCUGCGGUCGCCCUCUUCUUCUAUGGAUUGUGCCAGGGUCCAGCCUUCGGGGGCAACGGCGGCCAGGGCGCUAAGCACCAGGGCCCAAAGGGUGAGGGCCUUCGGCAUCGACUUUCUCCGGACAGGCGAGUCCGGCAGGCGGCCGCGGAGGCCGCCCAGGGCACCAUGGCCAAUCCAACGCACCUCAGCCUGCGCAAAGCGAUCAUCGCGGCUUGUUUGAAGAUGAACGAGCUUGGCAUCAACCAGGGCACCUCCGGCAACAUCUCCGCCCGUAUCGAGGGCGGCUUCCUGAUCACGCCCUCCGGCAUCCCCUACGAGAAGAUGAAGCCCGAGCAGAUCGUCGAGAUGGACCUUGGCGGCGGCUACUUCGGCGACUAUCUGCCGUCGAGCGAAUGGCGGAUGCACUACGACAUCUACCUGAACAAGCCGGAAGCGGGGGCGGUGGUGCACACCCAUUCGAUCUACUGCACGGCGCUGGCCUCACUGCAGGAGCGCAUUCCGGCCUUCCACUACAUGAUCGGGGUCGCCGGCGGCACCAACAUCCGCUGCGCCGACUAUGCGACCUUCGGCACCCAGGAGCUUUCGGGCAACAUGCUGAAGGCGCUUCAGGGGCGCUCGGCCUGCCUGCUGGCGAACCACGGGAUGAUCUGCUUCGCCAAGGACCUCGACAAGACGUUGUGGUUGGCGGGCGAGGUGGAAACCCUGGCCCAGCAGUAUUGGAUCGCGCGCCAGAUGGGCAAGCCGAACAUCCUGAACAAGCGCGAGAUGACCAACGUCCUGGCGCGCUUCAAGAGCUACGGCAAGCAGAGCAAGGAUCUCGCCAAGGGCGAAGCCCUGGCCGUCGAACCCCCGCCGCGCCGCGACGCCCCAAAAGCCGCCAACGGCACCGCCAGACGCGGCGCCAAGAAAUCUGCCGGCAGGGCCAAGGUCGGCACGAGAACCAGCGGCAUGAUCACUGUCUUCGGCUCCCUGAGUGCCGACCUUGUCACCCAGGUGAAACACCUGCCGGCACCGGGAGAGACGGUGACCGGGCCGGCUUACACCGUGGUGCCUGGGGGCAAGGGGGCCAACCAGGCGCUGGCCGCGGCCCUGGCCGGUGCACCGGUGCGCUUUAUCGGCUCGGUCGGCAACGACGGCUUCCGCGAUCUUGCGCUUUCCGGUAUGCGCGCGGGCGGCGUCGACCUCAGCCUGGUUGCCGAAAGCCCGGAGCAGACCGCCUGCGCCUUCAUCGCCGUCGAUGCCGCCGGCGAGAACCUUAUCUUCGUCGCCAGUGGCGCCAACCUGGACAGCAGGGCCGCGCAGUUGGAUGCGGCCGGCCUCACCUCCGAUGACGUUCUCCUGCUGCAGAUGGAAAUCACCCAUGCGGAGAACUGGAAGGCGGUGGGCAUCGCCAAGGCGAAGGGCGCUCGGGUGGUGCUGAACCUCGCGCCCGCCGGUCCGAUCCCGGAGGAGACGCUGCGCCAGCUCGAUGUGCUGGUUGUCAACGAGACAGAGGCGGGCCAGCUCGGGGCGCAGCUCGGCAUCGCCGACACCGAUCCGGAGGCUGUCGCCGGCAAGAUCGCGGCGGACUUCGAUCUGGAUUGCAUCGUCACCCUGGGCGCGGCCGGCGCCCGGUCCUUCGGACCCUCCGGCCGCUUCUCGGUGCCGGCCCUGCCGACCGAAGUGGUCGACACUACGGCCGCCGGCGAUGCCUUUGUCGGCGCCUUCGCGGCUGCGCUCGAUCAGGGCCGGCCGAUGGAUCAGGCUCUGCGCCAGGGUGCGGUGGCCGGCAGCCUCGCCUGCCGCUCCGUCGGCGCCCAGCCCAGCCUGCCCAAGGGCAAGGAGAUCGCCGCCCAGCUUGCCGAGCUCACCUGA